AAGUUUUGAAGUUGAGAACUAAGCAAUGUAAUCAGCAAUCACCAUCUCCCAAGCAUACAUCCCCUCCCUUGUCGUCUCCUGUGCGUUUUUUGGGCCCCUUCCACUAAAUACUCACACACAGCACCAGCCAUAGUUUCAUACAUAAAACAACCAUCUUCAUCAUCGUCAUCAUCUUCUUCUUCAGUAAAUAUCCUUUCAUUUCAAGUUUCUCUGAUCGAUUUCGCCAAUUUUAUUGAUCUGCUCAAAUUCCCAGAUAGCAUCAACGAAUCGUUUCCUGCUUACAAAGCCAAUUUAGCCGAAAUUGUGAGAAGAUGCUGGGAGGACUCCUCACAACCACUCUUGUGUUAAUUCUUGGAUACGCAUAUCCAGCUUUUGAGUGCUUUAAAACCAUUGAACGACGUGGUUCAGAUAACGCAGAAUUAAGAUUUUGGUGUAAAUAUUGGGUCCUAAUCGCAAUACUUACAGUUUUUGAAAGAUUCGCGGAUAUAUUCGUUUCAUGGGUACCAAUGUAUUAUGAAAUGAAGCUAGGGCUUAUUAUCUACUUAUGGUAUCCUAAAACCAAGGGAACAGGGUAUGUAUAUGAAACCUUGUUGAGGCCAUUUUUAUCGCGACAUGAGACCGAUAUAGAAAGACAUUUAAAUGAAAUGAGAGCGAGAGCAUAUGAUGUGGCGAUUCACUAUUGGAACAAUUCUUCGGAGUUGGGACACGCUAAACUUUUAGAGAUUUUACAGUAUAUAGCUUCGCAACCUACAAGACCAAGAUCCGAGGGACCGCGAAAUUAUGAAAACUUUGGUGACAGAAGUCCUCCGCCGCCACCUUCUCCUCCGGUUGCUCCAACCACAACUCCUCAGCCUGAUCAGGCUGAGGAGAGAGUGAUACCGACUGCUCCACCGAUGCCGAACAUUAGUCGUCGCCACCCUUCAAACCCAGGGGAGUUGGAGACCCCUGGAUCUCCAAGUGGACCCCCUUUGAAUCCCGAGGCAAAAGUUGAAUAAAAAAAAAUUAUCGUGGCAGAUUUGUGAAGAAAGAGGUUGAAAAGGUGGAGAUACGAAUAGAACUAUACAAGGAUUGCGGGGCCACGCUGUGGAAAUACAAAUUACAAAGGUUACUCGUGUACCAUAUCACAUUUUAUUUUCUGAUUAUUUUGUUUUCUGUAAUCAACUAAAUAAGUGAUGAAAGUUUGUUUUUUCUUUUUCUUUUUUAAAUUGUUUUGUUUGAAAUUAUAAUGUGUGAAUAUAAAAAUAUGUUUUCUUAA
Molecule: messenger RNA, 1255 nt
Organism: Lactuca sativa (garden lettuce)
Lineage: Eukaryota; Viridiplantae; Streptophyta; Magnoliopsida; Asterales; Asteraceae
Product: putative HVA22-like protein g
Source: RefSeq, a predicted model, not a curated record